Molecule: messenger RNA, 4029 nt
Organism: Mauremys reevesii (Reeves's turtle)
Lineage: Eukaryota; Metazoa; Chordata; Testudines; Geoemydidae
Gene: TMEM192
Product: transmembrane protein 192
Exons: 7
Coding region: 146-1144 (332 amino acids)
Cellular component (GO): late endosome; lysosomal membrane
Source: RefSeq, a predicted model, not a curated record
GCAGGCGGGGCGGGCUCAGGCCUGGGCUGCACCGGGGAGGCCGCGCCCGCCCGCCCGCUGCGGGAGGAGGAGUUGUCCGUUAAUAGAGCUGGGGACUGCGGUGGGGGCGCUACAGCCGGGGAGCCCAGCCCGGCAGCUGGCGGAGAUGGCGGCGGAAGCAGCUGCGGGGCCGCAGCAGGAGCUGGAUAACGGUUCCUUGGAGAUAACGCAGAGCACAGAAGAUGAUCCUCUACUCGAUGCACCACUUCUUCCACCUCAUGCAUUACAUUCCCAAUUGAGACCGAGAUUCCAUGCUAUUCCUACAGUCUUGGUUGCCAAUUUUCUAUUGCUUAUACAUGUUGCUUUUGUUGUCUUAGUAUUUUUAGCAGGUAUAUAUUGUUCUUAUGUAAACCCAAAUGAGGAUGAAUGCCCUGGAAAAUACACCAACCCACUUAAGGUGCAAAGUGUCAUAAUCAUUGCGAAGGUAAUUCUGUGGAUUCUGCAUGUUGUCUUUGAACGAUAUGUUCAGCAUCAUCAUAGUAAAGUCAGAUGCAGAGGAUACCUCCUGAUCUACCGAUCAACAAGACAUCUUAAAAGGCUGCCACUCCUUAUACAUUCUGCAGGAAAUGCAGCCCUGCUUCUGAUACUGUCAGCUCAGCAUUCCUUUCCUAACUAUAGUAAGAAGUAUCUCUACCUUAUCCUUGGAGUCUUGUGUCUGGAGCUGAUUUGUUCUUUGACGUGCAUAGUCAUUUACACAGUGAAAAUAAGCAAUUUCAACAAGGCAAGGCCAAGGCCUGAUAUAAUUGAAGAAGAAAAGAUGUAUGCUUACCCCAGUCACAUUACCUCAGAGAUUGGAUUCAGGGAAAGCUCGAGUUUGGAAGAAAUAGUUGAAAAGCAAGGAGAUGUGAUAGACUAUCUCCAACGACACAAUGCGCAGCUCAGCAAGAGACUACUAGCACUAACAUCACAGCAAAUCAGAGGGUGCCACCUGACAUACUGGGGUUCCACUGAGCCUGCCCAUUCCACCAGCCUGGGCUCCCUCACCCUGUCCUGCUGCUUACACAUAGGUGGGGACACUCUCCAUUGUAGCAUCAUACAGAGUCUGUGUGGGAAGACAGCUCAGGGAUUGCCUUGCAGUCAAGUGCCCACACCCUCUGGAGUGUAAACCCCAAAUUAUAUUGUCUUGUGCUGUACAGAGAGCUAUACAGCAUAAGCUCAUUAAAUUUGCUCCCUCCCUCAAUUUGGAGUAAGAUAUGCACAGUUUCCCCCACCCUCAUUAUGAAUUACACAAACUAGUUAUAGAAUAAACAAAGUUUGUUAACUACAAAAGGUAGAUUUUAAGUUAUUAUAAGGGAUAGCAAACAGAACAAAAGAGAUUACUGAGCCAAUAGAACAAAGCAGAUUACUGAGCCAAUAAAACAAAACACACAAACUAAGCUUAUUACACUAAAUUAAGUGCUUAAUAGUAGCAAAUUCUUAUCCUACAUGUUGUUUUAUGCAGGUUGCAGUGUUUCUCAAAGGUAAACUACACUGCUUGCAGCUUAAAUCUCCAGGUUUUCCUUUCACAGGCUAGAUCUUUUUUUGCCUGGGCUCAGCCCCUGCCUCCCGUUUAGUUCCUUUGUUUCUUCAGAUGUUUUCAGCAGUCUUCCUAUUUAAGGCUGGGGACUGAGUUAAUCUUGGUUGUUCUCCACUGCCUCCCUACCCAAGAAGGAUUUGCAUAUGGUGGAAAUCCUUUGUUUCCCAGUUUGACCUCCCACCCUCUCUUAAUGGAAAAACUAGAAGUCCAAGAUGGUGUUCAGUACCAGAUGAUAUGAUCACCUGACACUGCACUGUUCAAGCACCAUCCCCGGAAACUUCUCAGGAAGGAGGGCGAUUAGCAUCUUCAAAGUCCUAUUGUCCUUCCUAAUGGCCCAUCCAGGCUGAUUGCAUACUGUCUGGUAGGCAUUCCCCAAGUGUAAACAGUUGUAAAUUGUUAUAGUCAAUACCUAACUUCAGAUACAGAAAUGAUACCUGCAUACAAAUAGGAUAAUUCUAUUUAGUAAAUCAUAGCCUUUCCAAUGAUACCUUACAUGAUCCAUCUUGCAUAAAACAUAUCUUAGUUAUGCCAUAUUCAUAUCAGAAGCAUAUGUCUAUGAAGAAUAUGGGGUAUAGGGUCACACCAUGCACAGGUUUAUUCUUUGGGAUGGUGUGACUUUAAGGCUGUCUGAUUUCCUGGGUUGGUUUCAAAACUUUUUUUUUUUUUGAUUCACCAAUGGAGAUUCUUUUUGUCAACAAUUAUCUUGCCACUGUCUAGCACCCUAGUGUUUUUUGUUUACAUGUUGCAAUUUGAAUAUAGAAUUUGGGUUCCCAAAUAUUCACUUAUAACCUUUAAAAAUCUGGUCAAAAGCAUCUAGAUGCUUUUGAAAAUCCCACUAGUUUCCUAAAUACCUUAAAGAUUUGGCUCUAAGGAUACUACACUGUCUUGUAUAAAAUCCUUCUCAAGGGCAAUUUUAUACUGUAAUUUUUAUUAAAUGUAGAUCUAAAACCAACAUAAAUUGGAAACUAUAAGAAUUAAGAAAUCAUGAGUUAUACCUGAAAGUCACUAAAUUAAAAAAAAUAUGUUUUUGGUUUCUUUUAAUUUGCCUUUUUGUUUCUGAACCUUUAGGGUACAUCAACUUCAUACUUCUGUUACCUCUAGAACAAUUGUAUAUUCCUACAAUAGUUAAUAUCAUUUUGGGUAUCCAGUAAUGUGAUUUCCCUGCCACCCCUCCCUUUGUCAGUUGAGCAGGGGAAUUAGUUUUAAGUGCAGUAUACUACCCCAAUGAGCCACAUGAUAGAAUAAUGGCUGUAAAAGUAUUCUUUUGUCUGGUGUUCUUCAGUGAAAGGGGAAAUUCCACCUUUCCCCAUCCACCAGCACAAACCCAGAUGACUUUCUCAAAGUAUAAAACAAGAUGACUGGUCAUCUUUAGUUUGGCCACCAAAUGAGGGACUAAAAAGAAAACAAUCUAAAAUACUGUAGUGGAGAAAUACUAAUUAUACUGAAUCACUGCUUUAUAAACCCCACAGCUCCUGGCUUUGCGGAAUCAGCUGGUUCAUUUCUUUUUGUUUCUCUUGCAUUUUACAUUUAGAUAGAACUCUUCAUUCCAGAAUGCUCUGCUCAUUUAAACUAAACUCAUUUCAUCUGCUAUUGAAGUGCAGUUUUGGGACCAGACAUGCCAGCUGUUUAACAGUGCAUAAUUGAAAACACAGGAAGUAUUUGGUUAGGCAAAAUGUCAUUAGAGUUUAUUCAGAACAGCCAGGUGAACACCUGUGCUCUUGUGAAACAUGCACUAGAAUAAUUAAUGACUGCAGUGGUCAUGCUCUGGGUUUAAUAUUUUAGCCAAGACAGAAAAACCUCCAACAAAAAAGUGUGGGGGCAUAGUUUCCAUGCUUAAGGCAUGGGCAAGAAGAGUGGCAUCUAAUGAAUUACUCCUUUUGCACUCUACUUGUUACUUAGAAAUCUAUUUAGCCCAACUCUACUUGGCAUGAUCCUGCCAGCACUUACACACAAGUAACUUUAUGCACACGAGUAGCUACAGAACUCAUUGGCACUAGUUUUGUGUAUGCAGCUACUCACAUGCAUAAAUGUUUGCAGGUCUGAGGCCUUAAAUUGUGUGAUCUGUAGGAUCACAGCCAGAACAGUAUGAACAUAAACAUUAAGAGUUAAUCAUUAACACUGAAGUCGUGGCUAUGAAGUAAAUUAUAAAGUAUGUAUUUUGGUUUGCAGUUAAUAAAAGCUUUGUGUCUUUCAGGAUUUUUUAUUGUUUUUUAAAAUCUUUAUUUCUCCAGAAAAAAUAGUGCUAUAAAAACCAUGCUAAAAGUACAUACAAAAUCUAGUUGCACCAAAAUGCACAUAUUAUUAAUAUUGUUGUUUGUUAUUUUAUUUUAGUUUGAGGUGCUGCUCAGAUAUGUUAAGCACUUUCUAAACAUUCAACAAGGGAUAUUCACUGCCCAAAGGAGCUCUCAUGUAUGCAUGCUAGGUAAAGCAAAACAAAUCCCCCCGUAGACAUUAGUGUACAGUUAUGUCUUUGU